AUGACAAAAUUACUAUGUACUGGAGAAAAGCAAAGGGCACAUUUUGUGUCAAAACCAGCUUCUCUCAACAAGCUUUGUUUGACAGGCACUUGUGAUCCAGAAAAUGUGCACCACAUCAUGACAUCAAACUUUUCAAGAUAUCUCAAAGGGCCCGAACGGAGAAAGAGAUUGGACAUAGUUGGAAAUCAUAGUUUUUUCAAUUCUGAUUUUGAAGAAUGGAAAUCACAGGAUGUUUUAAGCCACAGGAAGUUUUAUCAACUCACAGCAAAAACCAUUUCUGAUAUUUUAAAGAACCAGCCUUUUCCAGCUUUUGACUUUGGUAGCAUCAUCUCCACUGGUUUCAAUCCCAAGACUCUCUGUAUUGAAUUCCCAGAAAUUCCAUUUUCAAAUGCAAUUGAUGAUGCCUGGGAAGGAAUAUUUUCUCUGCAUAUUAUGCCGGAAAGCUUGUGGAAGCUUCAAAGGUGGCUUAGAAUUAUGAAAGAAAGAAAGUAUAGUAAUAGUAUUAAAACAGUAGAUGAGUUUGCAAUGAAGGAAAUUUCGAUUCGACGAGAAAUACAUAGCAAAUCAAUGAAAAGAAUGGACGUGGAGGAAGAAGAAAGUUUCAAUCUUUUGAAUCUCUACUUGAGUGAACAUGAGAUCUAUGGAGCAGCACUUACUGAUGAGAAAAUUAUAAGAGACAACUUGAUUGCACUUUUUUUUGUAGCUGAAGACACAAAUAGGAUAACUCUCUCUCGGUUCUUUUGGUUGAUCUCGAAAAAUCCCUUAGUUGAGAUGAAGAUCAGAGAAGAACUGAGAAGAAACUUGCCAUAA
Molecule: messenger RNA, 810 nt
Organism: Mangifera indica (mango)
Lineage: Eukaryota; Viridiplantae; Streptophyta; Magnoliopsida; Sapindales; Anacardiaceae
Product: alkane hydroxylase MAH1-like
Exons: 1
Coding region: 1-810 (269 amino acids)
Molecular function (GO): iron ion binding; oxidoreductase activity, acting on paired donors, with incorporation or reduction of molecular oxygen; heme binding
Source: RefSeq, a predicted model, not a curated record